Messenger RNA from Durusdinium trenchii, 5873 nucleotides. The record is from the annotation of a GenBank genome assembly. Lineage: Eukaryota; Dinophyceae; Suessiales; Symbiodiniaceae.
GAACGUGGCUCGGAGGAAUUCAGAUCGACCGAGCUGCAUCGGUGGGAUGAGACGAGCCACGUUCGCAUGGCAGCUGCACCAGUCAGAGCUGGCAUCUACGGCGACCGCUUGGUUUGCCACGCUGACUUGAAGAAGCUUCGGCACUUGACGGAGAAGAUCUCGAAGCAAAUGUUCUCCAAGCACAAUUUGCAGAAAUAUUUUCAAGAGAAGAACCCGGAGCCCAUCAUUUUUGCCCCCUUCUCGCGGGGCCAUCAUAACAUGGAUGAUGGAGGCGUCUACGACAAGAUCAAGGACAUGGAGCGCUUGUCACAGAUCCUCCAUGAAGCCAUGGCCGACUAUGAUAGCACCUACGCGGCCAUGGACUUGGUUCUUUUUGAAGAUGCCAUGAAGCACGUGGCGCGCAUUUGCCGCAUCAUUUCCAGUCCAUCAGGCCAUCCGCUGCUGGUGGGGGUGGGUGGAAGUGGACGUCAGAGCUUGAGCCGCCUCAGUGCCUUCGUGUGCCAACACAUGACGUACAUGAUCGUGAUCACAAGCUCUUACAGCCUGCCUGAUUUGAAGACAGAUCUUCAGUACAUGUACAAGAGAGCCGGGGAGAAAGAUGAGGGUGUCAUGUUCCUCUUCACUGACAAUCAGAUUGCCAACGAGCGCUUCUUCGUUUUUUUCAAUGACUUGUUGGCAUCAGGCGAGAUCACCGACUUGUAUCCCAGUGAGGACAAGGAUAGCAUUCGAAAUGCAGUGCGUAGUGCUGCCAAGGGCCUUGGCAUUGUGGAUACACCUGAGAACUUGUGGGCCUUCUACAUCUCCCGUGUGCGUAAGAACCUUCACAUGUCGCUCUGCUUCUCUCCCGUGGGUGAUGGCCUUUGGAGCCGCGCACGGCGCUUCCCAGCCCUGGUGAAUUGCACCACCAUUGAUUGGUUCCAACCCUGGCCAGAGGAUGCGCUCCUGAACGUCGCGCACAAGUUUCUGAUGAAGCUCGAAGCCUUGGGCCCUCCGGACGAUCCCCAUCGACAAGCGAUCAUCGACUUCUUCCCCUACAGCUUCGACGCGGUGAAUGAGAUUUCCCACAGCUUCAUCCGCGACGAGAAGCGCUUCGCAUACACGACACCCAAAAGCUUUCUUGAGCUGAUCAAGCUGUAUAGCCUCAUGCUGGAGAGGAAUGUCUUUGCCUUGGAGGACAAGAAGUCGCGGCUCUCCAGCGGCUUGGUGAAGUUGCGACAGACCCAAGAGGAAGUGGCUACUUUGGAAGAGGAUUUGCAAGAGAAGGCGCUGGUGGUCAAGGAGAAGGCGGAGAAGGCGGAUGUCUUCGCCGAGGAGAUCGGCCGGGAAAAGACGCGAGUGAACACCGAGGCAGAGAAGGCCACCAUUGAAGCAGUGAAAUGUGCACAAAUCGCAGAACAAGUGGCAGAGAAGAAGGAAGAUUGCAUGCGCGACUUGAAUUUGGCACUUCCUUUGGUGGAGCAGGCAGAGGCUGCCUUGGACGUUUUAGACAAGAAGGAGUUCAAUGAGCUCAAGGCGCUCACGCGUCCUCCCACAGACGUCCACUCCGUUUGCGAGACAGCGUUGCACUUGUUGGCUGGCUUGGAUUCGUUUGUGGAGGUGGACAAGAAAGGCCGUGUGAAAGACCGAAGCUGGAAGAGUGUGCAGAAGAUGAUGACUGAUCCGGGUCGCUUCUUGCAGGUUCUCAAGGGCUACAAGUCUUACAUUGACGACGGUUCAGUGCCGGCACAAAAUGUGGAAGAGGCAAGAAAACUGAAAGAUUCACUUGGACAAGAGUUUUUGCCGGAGAACAUGAAGAAGAAGUCUCAGGCGGCGGGCGGUCUCAGCGAGUUCGUGAUCAACAUCAUUAAGUACUACGACGUGGUGUGCCAAGUGGAGCCCAAAAAGCGAUCUUUGCAGGACGCCGCAGAAACGUUGGAGAAGGCGAACGAAAGACAUCGGGAGGUCACCGCCAUGGUCAAGGACUUGGAGGAGAAGCUGGCGCGCCUCGUGGCAGAGUUCGACCAAGCGCUGGCCGAGAAGGAUGAGGUCAUGGCGGAGGCUGAGCGCUGCCAGCGGAAGCUGGACAUGGCACAGAGGUUGGUGGGCGCCUUGAGUGCGAAUGGGGUGAUUUGGGAGCAGACCGUGGAACGGACCGGUGAGGAGUUGGUUUUCAUCCCCGGCACCUCGUUGGUCGCUUGCUCCUUCGCGGCCUACCUGGGAGUUUUCAGCCGCGAGUACCGGGAGUCGGCAUGCCACAAGUUUGUGCACUUCCUCCAGGAGCGCCAGGUGCCACUGGGCGUUGGGACUCCAGACCCCUUGCAGGUGCUCUCAACCGAGCCGGAGCAGGCACGUUGGUGUUCCUUUGGUUUGCCCAGCGACCGGGUCUCUCUGGAGAAUGGCGCCAUUAUGACGUGCAGCGAGCGCUGGUGCUUGAUUAUCGACCCACAGAUGCAGGGGAUUGUUUGGAUCAAGACCAAGGAAGCCGACAACAACCUCCAAGUCACCCGGAUGGGUAGUCCGCGCAUGGUGCAGGUCUUUGAGCAGUCCAUCGAAGCGGGACAUCCAGUCUUGGUGGAGAACAUGCUUGAAACCGUGGAUGCAGUGCUACAACCGGUGAUCGCCCGCAACACCUUGAAGCGCGGCACCAAGCGAGUCCUCAAGCUGGGAGAGAAGGAGAUCGCCUACAACCCGAAUUUCAAACUCUUUAUGCAGACCAAGCUCUCGAAUCCACAUUACCCUCCUGAGAUCCAGGCCGAAUGCACCGUGAUCAACUUCACCGUCACCGAGCAAGGCUUGGAGGAUCAGCUGCUCUUUUUGGUGGUGAAGCUGGAGCGUCCGGAUUUGGCACGCAUCAAAUCUGAACUCAUCCAACAGCAGAACGAGUUCAAGGUGCGCUUGGCAGAUUUGGAAGCCUAUCUCUUAGAGAAGCUGGCGGGAGCUGAUAGCGACAUCCUGGAGGACACCGAGCUGGUCUUUGGCUUGGAGGAUGCCAAGUUCACCUCCGAGGAAGUGAAAGAGAAGGUGAAAGUGGCACAAGAAACCGAAGGGAAGAUCAAUUUGAUCUCCCAGAACUACGGUCCCGUGGCCAAUCGCGGCGCCUUGCUUUUCUUCCUCAUGAUGGAGCUCAGCAAGAUGCACACCUUCUACAAGUACUCUUUGGAUGCUUUUGUGCAGGUGGUCACGCGGGCGGUGAACCAAGUCUCUUUGCGACAGGUCAAGGAGAAGAAGACGGAGACCCUGGGCAUCACCAGUGCGCUGAAAGACAUGGACGAGCGUGAGGAGCGGCGCGAGUCCGCUGCGCAGCUCACGACGCCGGAGCUCCAAGGCAGCGACGUCUUUGAAGGCGACCAUGUGGAAGAGGACGACGAGGUGGAGGAGAUUGUGGAGCUUUCAGGUCAAGCCUUGACAGAUCGGGUGAAGCAGCUGGAAGGAGUGGUGACCUUUGCCAUCUAUUCCUAUCUUCGUCGUGGUCUACUCGAUGCAGACAAGCUGACCGUGGCCUCCAUGUUGGCUCUCAAGAUCUUGGCCCGAUCAGGAACUGUGCAGCUCGAGGAUCUGAAUCUGUUGAUCCGAGCUCCGGUGGACCCCAAUCCCCCGCCCAUGCCGGAUACCACGCGCAGUUGGCUGAAUGAACAUCAAUGGGCACAACUCAAAGCCCUGGAGGUUCUUCCAGUCUUCAAGACCGGAUCUCACUCCUUAACCAACACCUUGGAGCAGGACUCCUUGGGAUGGAAACGAUGGUUCGCGGAAGAACGGGCAGAGUCCUCGGACCUUCCCCGCGAGUGUCGGGAGUUGUCUUCCUUCCAUCGACUCUUCUUGCUUCGAGUGCUCCGGCCCGACCGCAUCGGGGCGGCCCUCACACAGUUCGUCCAGGACCAUUUGGGACACGAGUUCAUUGAGCAAUUGCCCUUCGACAUGAUGCAGACGUAUGAAGAGUCGACCUGCCUCACUCCGAUCUUCUUCGUGCUGUUCCCAGGCACCGAUCCGACCAGCACCAUUGAGGCGACGGCGCAUUCGUUGGGCUUAAGCUUUGGCAACGGCAUGCUGCACAACAUCUCGAUGGGACAGGGCCAGGAGAUGGUUGCCAUCAAUGCUGUGACCAAGGCAGCAAGAGAUGGCCAUUGGGUGGUCCUUCAGAACAUCCACUUGAUGCAGGAGUGGCUGAAGUCCUUGGAACGGGUGCUGGAGACCAUCGAAGAGUAUGCCCAUCCAGAUUUCAGGUGCAUUUUGACCUCCGAGCCGCCGAGCGUCUUACAAGGACCACUGUGGCCGAUGGUGCCGGAAGCCAUCUUGCAGAAGUGCAUCAAGAUCGCGGACGAGGCGCCAACGGAUCUGAAGUCGAACCUGCGACGGGCCUACGCCAAGUUCUCCCAGGAACACAUCGAGGCCUGUCAGAAGCCUAAGGAGUUCAAGGCCACCCUCUUCGCGCUUUGCUUCUUCCAUUCCUUGGUCUUGGGCCGUGUGAAGUUUGGGCCACAAGGAUGGUCCAAGAAGUACCCUUUCAACGACGGCGACCUGACGAUUUGUGCGCAGGUGCUGUGCAACUACCUCAACAACGCGGAGAGGUUGGAAACGGAAGUUCCCUGGCCCGACCUCCGGUACAUCUUCGGCGAGAUCAUGUAUGGGGGCCAUAUCACGGAUCAGUGGGACAGGCGAGUGUGCAACACGUAUUUGCUGACCCUGGUGUUGCCCGAGCUGCUGACCAACAUGUCCUUGGCCCCGGGCUUCAAAUCGCCUGAUGCUUCCAAGCUGGAGUACAGCUCCUACCAAAAGUUUAUCGAAGAGCGCUUUCCUCCGGAGAUGCCGCAACUCUUUGGCUUGCAUCCCAACGCCGAGAUCGGGUUCUUGACCAGCCAGGGGAUCAACAUCUUCAAGACCGUCCAGAUGGUGUCCGGUGCAGACACUGCCGCGGCCGCCAUGGAUUUGGUUGCUUGUACUCCCCACAUCGCCAAGUACAAGGACGAUUUGCCCCAAGAUCUGGACAUGGCAGAGAUCCGCGGAAGGCUGCGAGAAGAGGAUUACACGCCAUAUGUCAUUACAUCCUUGCAGGAGAGCGAUCGGAUGAAUCUGCUGGUGGGCCACAUGCGUUUGCAACUCACAGAGUUGGAGCUGGGCAUCAGUGGUGCGUUGAACAUCACCGAGGGUAUGGAGAAUUUGUCCAGUUCCUUGCAGCUCAAUCGCGUAAACGACUCCUGGAGAGCUUUGGCAUAUCCAUCACUGAAGCCUUUGGGUGCUUGGUUCCAGGACCUCUUGAGUCGCAUGCAGCAGUUGGUGGAGUGGACCAACGACCGGAACGGCGUGCUGAAAUCGACCUGGAUCCCGGGACUCUUCAAUCCGAUGGCCUUCUUAACGGCGGUGAUGCAAGUCACGGCGCGCAACAAGCAGCUUCCACUGGACUACAUGACGAAUCGAGCCACCUUCCUGAAUUUGAUGGACCCCAGCGAUGUGGUGAGCUUGCCCACGAAUGGCGUACACAUUCAUGGGCUUUUCCUGGAGGGCGCGAGCUGGGAGGAGGGCAAAGGAGAUGACGAAGGCUACAUCUCUGACUCCAAGAUGAAGGAGCUUCAUCCUGAGAUGCCCGUGGCCAACAUUUACUCAGUACACAUCGAUGAAAUGAGCUGGGAGAACAUGUACCACUGCCCAGUCUUCAUCACCUCAGAACGCGGGCCGACCUUUGUUACGCAGGUGAAUGUGAGAAUGGAUCCAGAUGAUGAAGAGUUGAGGUGGAUUCUAGCGGGAGCUGCUUUAGUGAUGACCGACGACUGAGGGAGGGGAUGCUUCGCUGGUACCUGUGGAGAACAACGGAGCUAGCUGCAGCUGUCACGCAGACAGUUUUGUUUUUCUAUUCUUUGGGAGUCGGGCAGACCUGCCCAUACACGAAAGCUACACUUAGC